Molecule: messenger RNA, 2976 nt
Organism: Synchiropus splendidus (mandarinfish)
Lineage: Eukaryota; Metazoa; Chordata; Actinopteri; Syngnathiformes; Callionymidae
Gene: emb
Product: embigin
Exons: 8
Coding region: 105-1052 (315 amino acids)
Biological process (GO): cell-cell adhesion
Cellular component (GO): cell-cell junction
Molecular function (GO): cell adhesion molecule binding
Source: RefSeq, a predicted model, not a curated record
GAUCUGGCUGCUACGUCACCAUUGAGGAAGGUAGGAGGAGGGAGCAGCUCCAGCAGCCGAGAAAAGAGCGUCGGAGAGGCUGCCUCUUUGGCUCUGGUAUCAUCAUGUCCAUCUCAUGGAAGCAGCUCUGGUGCCGGAUCCUGAUCCUUCUCCUCCAUUUCAAGGGAAUCUGCACAAAGAACCCCAGUUCAACACCAACUCAACUGGCACCCAGCACUUCACUCCAGACUUUGGUGCGGCACGUUGUGCUGAAAGGUGACCAUCAGUCAGAGGUGAUUCAAGUGUGGAAUCCCCUCAACCUCACACUCCAGUGCCUCUGGGCUGGAGACCCAAACCAGGCUUCUUCUGUCAGCUGUGUUUGGAGGAAGGACGGAGCUGAUAUCGGGAGCAGCAGACAGAUGGUGCCAAAGGAGAACCAGCAGUUCAGACUGGAAAGAGUGUUCCACAUCGAUAAUGAAAAAGCCCUUGGAAUUUACUCCUGUGUGUUCGGCGAGAAUGUGACGCAAGAUUUCCUGGUGAAAGGGCCGCAGAUCGAAGAGGCGCGUGACAAGCCGAUUGUCAGCUACGUAGGAGACUACGUGGUGAUUGAGUGUAAACUGGACGACUCCAAACCAAAACCCAACGGCUGGACCUGGUUUAGACAGAAUGGUACAGAGAAGGAGCAGAUCCAGGUGACUGGCCGCUACAAAGUCAAAACUGAGGUCAGGAAGACCAGAUUGCAGGUGCACAACCUGACCGAGGACGAUUCUGGUUACUACCAUUGCGGCGCCAACUAUGCAAUUCAAAUCGCCACCAGCCGGGUGGAGCUGAAGGUCAUCACCUUCUACGAGCCUCUGAAGCCAUUCAUUGCCAUAAUUGUGGAAGUCAUUGUUCUGGUCGUCGUCAUCUUGCUGUAUGAGAGAAGUCAGUCAGGGAAGAAGACCGAAGCAGCCACCAUUCCCUUGAACACGACGACGAGCACCGAACAGAGCAAAGCUGCGAUGUCAGCCGAGAAUGACGUGGAUAACAAGAGCUCUUCAGUCAGACGUCGUGGCAACACCGACGAGUCGUAAACGGAGCAUAGCCUCUCUUCUUCAGACGGCGACGUUUUUACACAGUUCAACAUGCCUCAAUUCUAAUUCUUGCCUCGAUUCAACUAAAUUCUGACAUCGCUUGAGUGACACAAACCAGUCACCAACAGUACUAACAAGAACACAGAGCAGUUUUCUCUCCUGAUGAGAAGAAGUCAUCCAGGCGAGACUCACAGUAGAACAGUGGCCAGUGGAGGUGGCUUCUUGCCUGGAAUGCAGUCCUUUCACCAAGCAAUCUGGGUAGGUUUGUCUCAUGUAUAGUAGUAAAGAUCCCGUUCCCCCAUGUCAGUCUCGAGUCCCCACUGACAAUACCCUUCUCUAGGGUAGGGACAUGGGAGAGAACAAAAUAACAUACAACACUUUGAGAUACAAAGGCGAUUAUAAAUUCACAUUUGUUAAUGAAAUUAUUGAAGUUACGAGGGUUCAUCUUGUUCAAAUGCAAAUCAACAGUGGUGACAUGUCUAUUGUUUGAUUUGGACCACAUUUGGUAAGUAGGUAACUGGUCGAUACAUAUCGACCAAGAUGGCUCAGUGAGGCUUUUAUUUCUCGUAUCAUGGCUGGGAAACGCUUGAAUGGGCUGUUAGAAACAGACAGGUUUUCUUCUCUCAACCACACAUUUUGACUUCCUGUUCAACUGAAAUUGGUGUGACACACAUUUUCACUUGACUCUAAAGGCCAACAUGCGCACUUCCCCUUUGAGGUUUUGAGAUGUCCUUGAUUCGAGCUGUUCUUUAAACCUAGGUAUGUUUACUUCACCUAAGACUGUCAGUUGGGAUUCAUAAGUCACCAGCGAACCAGCCAAUGAUCCAAACAGGAGUAUGCACGUUUGGAAACCAAGUUAGGACUGAUGUUGGACUAAAUACAUAUCACUAUUCAACUACAAAUAAACGCUUAUUUAAGCAAUCAAAGAUGCAACAAGAGAGUUCUAGAUUUACAGAAGAGCUGGAGGAGAGGUGUAUGUACGAGCUGGGAAGAAGAUGAAUGAAGCCCAGAAGAACCAAGACAGGCAGGAGGGCUAAUGAAGUUGGACUAGAGGUAGAGAAAACAGUUGAGUUCAGGUACUAUGGAUCUGUGACAGACAAAUGGCAGCGAGAGUAUUUAGCUAUAUCGGAUAGUCCUGACAUGAUGUAUGCGCGAGAGGCAGCAGCCCCAGCUCAAGGACAGGACGCAAUUAGAGGAGUCAGAGUUGAAAAUGUGGAGUAACUAGGAAGGUCAAGAUCAGAAACCAACACAUCAGAGGAUCAUGGUGCUCAUGGAGAAAGGUUUGGUAUCUUAGGAAGACCAGACUCAGGUGGGUUGGACGGGUGGAAAGGAGAGACAGGAACCUGAAGGACAAAGAACAUUAAAAAUGGGAUUGGCAGGCGAAAAAAGGGGAGGGACGCAACCAUUGCAGUUCAUGGAUGUGAUAAAGGAGAACAUGAAGAGUAGGCCAUGAUUAGAGUGGACGCAAGAGAAGCUGUUGGAGACUGACUCACUGUGGCAAGUCCAGGGAAAUGCCAGAAAAGACCUAAGAUUCUAACGUGCUUGUUCUCCAGGUUUUCUGUCUCACGUUCAUGCUCUCUGCCGUAGUAUCUGCACAGGCAGUGAAUGACGCUAGUAAUGUGUAUCAUUAAAGCAAUACUGUGAAUCAGAUUAUUCAUUAUAACAAAUGGUUUAGCUGUAUUUCAUAUUUUCAACAUGUAAACCUCACAUCACUUUUACUUUUGAAAUAGCUCCUGCUUGCUGCUAUAAUGUCAAACGGUGAACAAACUUGUACUGUGUUCCUGCUCGAGUCUGCCACCUGCAGCUCACAUGUCUGCAUAGAUAUUAAAAAAAUAUAUGGCAAUAUUUUUGGUUGUCUACUUUCAGUCCCUUGACUUUUUUAAGUCAUUAAAAUUAACUUGUCCUGAUCAUAGUAACACAGCUG